Molecule: messenger RNA, 1771 nt
Organism: Sipha flava (yellow sugarcane aphid)
Lineage: Eukaryota; Metazoa; Arthropoda; Insecta; Hemiptera; Aphididae
Product: pickpocket protein 28-like
Exons: 10
Coding region: 27-1640 (537 amino acids)
Biological process (GO): sodium ion transmembrane transport
Cellular component (GO): membrane
Molecular function (GO): ligand-gated sodium channel activity
Source: RefSeq, a predicted model, not a curated record
AACACAUUUAAAAUUAUAUAAGGAAAAUGUUUAAUACUCGUGAAAAAAUUAUAAUUCAAAGACAUCGACCUACGUUUGGACCAAAGAGUCCCAAGUAUAAAUCUACAUGGAUUCCUACGGGUAGCUACUUACGUGAGUUUUCGUCAAUUACAAGCUUACACGGUAUCAUGUACUUGGGUGAACCUAAAAGACCUCUAUUAGAAAGGAUUUUCUGGUGCGGUGUUAUGUCUUUGGUAAUAACUCUAUGUGGUUUACAAAUAUAUCAACUUUUUAAUAACUGGUUGAGUAGUAGAACGAUAUUGGCAUUGGACAAUAAUAAAUAUAACAUAUGGAAUCUACCAUUUCCGGCUAUAACAUUUUGUAGUGAUAUUCAGCUUCGGAAUAUUAGCAACAAAUCACUUAAAGAUGAUGUAUUCAACAAAGAACUCGAGGAUGCAAUAAAUAUAUUAUGUCACGAAUUCGAUUUUGAUAGGGAUGUGACUUUAAAGUAUAUCGAUCCAAAAAUUUGGCAGUAUUUAAUUCAGUACCACAAAGUAAUGUGUACGGAAAUCGUUUCGACGUUGUAUUGGAUACACGAUGAAAUACAAUCACCCUGUAAUUUUAUUCAACCGAUAAUAACAUCGUUUGGUCUUUGUUAUUCAAUAAAUAUGGUACCUCUCCGUCACUUAUUCAACGACAAGUAUCUACAAACCAUGUCUAGUUUUAAUCUCACUCAAACGGAUAUCAUAGAUAAGAACAAUGAAACUAAAUGGACUCCCGAAAUGGGUUAUAGUCAAAAUUCUACUUCGUUCGACAUACCGUGGAGAGUUACGGGCGACACCGUCGAAAAUGCCGUUCGAGUACUUUUUACGUUAAACAAUAAGAAUUCUGAAGACAACUGUCCGAAAUCAGAUUCUGGGCUGACGUUAAUUCUACACAACCCAGCAGAAGUGCCAAUUGGUAUUCAACCUACAGCAUACGUUAAAGGAAAUACCAUGUUGUCCAUUUCGUUGUCCGUAACUCUAUUCCGUACAUCACCAAAAAUCAAUACAUGGGAACCAAAUCUUCGGCAUUGUUAUUUUCAACACGAGAAAAAAUUGAAAUUUUUUAAAAUAUAUACACUUCAACAUUGUGAAAUUGAGUGUAGAGCCAACAUUACCUACAAUCAAUGUGGCUGUAACGCUUACUAUCAGCCUAGAGAUCCAGAGGUUCCGGUAUGUGGCACAAGCAAAUUUGAUUGCAUCAGAGAAUCGUCAACCAUAAAUUACUCAAUAUUUGACAAAGAAGUGAAGACGUCAAAUAAUAUGGAGAGCUGUAAAUGUUUGCCACCUUGUAUGGACAUCCGAUAUCAACAUAAUACUGUGGAAUUUUCAAGAAAUUGGACUACCAACUCUACAGUUAAAAAACCGAAACUUACUGAAAAUACAGCUGUGGUAACCAUGUACUUUAAUAAGAAAACUGUCGUUGACAUUCAAAAAACUCCAUUGAUGCCAUUCAAUGAUCUCUUAGGUAAUAUAGGAGGCUUAUUUGGGUUAUUUCUUGGCUGCAGCAUAGUAAGUUUCUUUGAGAUUAUAUAUUUUUUUGUUAUACGAUUUUAUUUUAACCGACGAAAUCAAAACAAGGCGAAAUCAAAGGUAAUUCCACAUUUUAUUAUUGAAUGAUAACGGAAAAAUCAUAAUAUUAUUAAUAAAACUAUAAAAAUAUUAUAAUGCUCGGAUUUCAAUUUACUAUCUAAUAAUGCACUUACACGAGUACAAUAAUAUUAAACAAAUUAUAAUGUCACACAUUACUG